AUGACAUAUCUAACGUUUGUUUUGUACCUGACAUGUUUGUUCUUGUGGGGAAAGGGUGAGUUGUCACAGGAGACACAUCAGUCCUCAUCUGUUCAUCGAGAGAGUGGCUUCAAAUCAGUAAAUGUUGGUGAAAGUACAAUUUUGCGAUGUUUCUCCGGAAGAGUGUCAGAAUGGCUGUACUGGUAUAAGCAAACUCUGGGACAGAACCCAAAGCUCAUUUCUUCCUUCAACAUCUAUGAUAAAAAUGGGACAUUUUAUGGUGAAUUUGAAAACAACCCCCGCUUCACACUGAAAACUGAAAAUCGUAAUAGCCACUUAAGUAUUUCAGAUUUGCGUAUUUCAGACUCAGCUACUUAUUACUGUGCAAGUAGAGCUUCCACCACUGUUGAAUUUGCAGAAGGCGUUACAGUCAGUGUAAAAGGUUCAGGUUUGAAUGUUAACACUUCAGUUCAUCAGUCUUCAUCUGAAACCGUCCAGCUAGGAGACUCUGUGACUCUGAACUGUACAGUACACACUGGGACUUGUGAUGGAGAACACAGAGUUUACUGGUUCAAAGUCUCUGAAGAAUCUCAUCCAGGACAUUUAGAUGGAAAUGAUCAGUGUGAGAGGAAAAAUAACACAAAAACACACACCUGUGUCUACAACCUGCCAAUGGAGAACCUGACUCUGUCUCAUAAUGGGAUCUACUACUGUGCUGUUGCCUCAUGUGGACACAUACUGUUUGGAAAUGGGACCAAGCUGGAGUUGAAGAAUGAGGAGGUUUCUCUUGUCUUGGUGUAUUUCUUGAGUGGUGCUUUGGCGUUCACCACUAUCCUGACACUUUCACUGGCUGCCUUACUGUACACACAGAAGAGAAAAGGCCAGCAAGUUACAGAAUCUCAUGAAAGAUUUUCUGCUUCAAACCCAAUGACCUCAGAGAGUUUCCAGGCUGAAGAAAACCUCCAUUACGCUGCUUUAAGGGUAAAGAAGGCCAAUCGAUCCAGAAGUCGAAGAGAUGACACAGAGGAUAAAUGUAUCUACUCUGGUGUUAGGAAAUAAAACCUAUCAUGUUCUAGCUUUGUCUCUCUAUAGCAGGAUAUGAGUAGUUCUGUAAAUAAUGAUUAUAAACUUAAC
This is a messenger RNA of Mugil cephalus (flathead mullet), 1113 nucleotides long. Its product is annotated as immunoglobulin kappa light chain-like. The transcript has 5 exons. Gene Ontology annotation, biological process: response to bacterium. The record is from RefSeq and is a predicted model, not a curated record. NCBI's taxonomy places the organism in Eukaryota, Metazoa, Chordata, Actinopteri, Mugiliformes, Mugilidae. Bases 1 to 1038 code for a protein of 345 amino acids.